CAUCUCGUGUGAAUUGUAUAUCCCACGACCGGAUGCGACUAUUCAAAGCUGAUCCGCGCCGCCAUGUUGUUGUGUCACGUGACCGCACGGGCAGGCAGGCCAGCAAGGAGCAGCAGUAAGGUGAAUGUGCGCCGGGUCAAGUCCGGUGCUGGGAGAGCCGAUUGCAAAAAUUCAGGCGUCUAAUUAACACAGGCGAGACGAGGCAGCCGGGAACGAUGGACGCGCGAAAGCUCACGGACCUGCUGCGGGCGACGAUCGACCCCGCGCAGCAAAAGGAGGCGGAGAGCCAGCUCAACCAGGUUCACAAAAUUAUUGGUUUUGCACCAACACUCUUGCAGGUAGUAAUGUCAAAUGAAGUUGAUAUGCCUGUCAGACAAGCAGGUGUAAUUUAUUUAAAAAAUUUAAUUACUUCGGAUUGGGCUGAUAAAGAAGUUGAUAGUGGGCCCAUAGAAUUUAGUAUUCAUGAGCAGGACCGUGCAAUGAUACGCGAUGCCAUAGUAGAUGCUGUGGUACAUGCCCCAGAAUUAAUUAGAGUACAAUUAGCGGUAUGCAUCAGUAAUAUAGUUAAACACGACUUUCCUGGAAGAUGGACACAAAUAGUGGAUAAAAUUACGAUAUACCUUCAAAAUCCGGAUGCUUUGUGUUGGCCUGGUGUUCUCCUCGCGUUGCAUCAACUUGUUAAAAAUUUUGAGUACAAGAAAGCAGAAGAGAGAGGACCAUUAAAUGAAGCAAUGAAUCUGUUACUUCCUAUGAUCUAUCAAUUAAUAUUACGCUUAUUGCCGGAUUCAUCCGAGCAAUCCGUUCUUCUUCAGAAACAGAUAUUGAAAAUUUUCUUUGCUCUAACACAGUAUACUCUUCCCCUUGACCUUAUCUCGAGAGAAGUGUUCUCACAGUGGAUGGAUGUAGUAAGACAAAUAGCUGAUAGACCAGUACCUCCAGAAACUAAUAAUCCAGACCUUGAUGAUGACGAACGUGCGGAACUGCCUUGGUGGAAAUGUAAAAAAUGGGCGUUGCAUAUUUUACACAGAAUGUUUGAAAGAUAUGGUAGCCCAGGAAACGUGACCAAAGAAUAUAAAGAAUUCGCCGAAUGGUAUUUGCAAACCUUCAGUGCUGGUAUUCUCGAAGUUCUUCUAAAAAUCUUGGAUCAAUAUCGUAGAAAAAUUUAUAUCUCUCCUAGAGUAAUACAGCAAUCAAUCAAUUACAUUAAUCAGGGCGUGAGCCAUGCAUUUUCUUGGAAAUUUUUGAAACCUCACAUGUUUGAAAUUAUACGUGAUGUUUUAUUCCCUAUUCUCUCAUAUUCUGCCGCUGACGAGGAACUGUGGAAUACUGAUCCUUAUGAAUAUAUUAGAGUAAAAUUUGAUAUAUUUGAAGAUUUUGUAUCGCCAAUAACGGCAGCACAAACCUUGCUGCAUUCGGCAUGCAGGAAACGAAAAGAUAUGUUACAGAAAACAAUGCAGUUUUGUCUCGAAGUUUUAACUAGUCCAAAUGCAGACCCAAGACAAAAGGAUGGUGCAUUACAUAUGAUUGGAAGCUUAGCUGAUGUCUUGUUGAAAAAGAAGAUGUAUAAAGAACAAAUGGACAAGAUGUUAUUGCAAUACGUAUUCCCAGAAUUCAAUAGUCCUCAUGGUCAUAUGCGAGCAAGAGCCUGUUGGGUGAUGCAUUACUUCUCAGAAAUCAAAUUUAAAUCGGAACAAAUUUUAGUUGAGGCAGUCAGAUUAAUUACACAUGCUCUUCUAUCAGAUCAAGAUUUGCCUGUUAAAGUCGAAGCGGCCAUAGCACUACAAAUGAUGCUUUCAGCACAGCCAAAGUCUCAGAAAUAUAUCGAACCGUUAAUUAAACAAGUAACACUUGAAUUGCUGACUAUUAUAAGACAAACUGAAAAUGACGAUUUAACGAGUGUUAUGCAGAAAAUUGUUUGUACAUAUACUGAACAAUUGAUUCCAAUUGCUGUAGAAGUUUGUCAACAUUUGACUACUACGUUUAGCCAAGUGCUCGAAACAGAUGAAGGUAGUGAUGAGAAAGCAAUAACAGCAAUGGGCCUCUUAAACACAAUAGAAACAUUACUAACAGUAAUGGAAGGACAUCCUCAAAUCAUGACGCAACUCGAACCGAUUGUCCUUCAAGUAGUAGCUCAUAUCUUUGCACAAAGCGUAAUGGAAUUUUACGAAGAAGCAUUGUCGUUAGUUUAUGACCUAACGGGUAAAUGUAUAUCAGAAGACAUGUGGAAAGUUUUAGAACUUAUGUAUCAACUCUUCCAAAAAGAUGGUUUUGAUUAUUUUACUGAUAUGAUGCCUGCACUGCAUAACUAUAUCACAGUCGAUACUCCGGCGUUUUUGUCGAAUGAAAAUCACAUUGUUGCCAUGUUCAACAUGUGUAAAGCUGUUCUGACUGGUGAAGGUGGUGAAGAUCCAGAAUGUCAUGCUGCCAAGUUACUAGAAGUUAUAAUUCUACAAUGUAAAGGCCAUAUAGAUCAGUGUAUACCGUCGCUCGUGCAAUUAGUCUUGGAACGUCUAAUGCGCGAAGUUAAAACUUCGGAAUUGCGAACAAUGUGUCUUCAAGUGGUCAUUGCCGCUUUAUAUUACAAUCCUGCAUUGUGUUUGGAAACAAUGGACAGAUUGCAAGGAAACUUCGACCAAUCGACGGAACCGCUUGCUUCGCGUUUUAUUAAGCAAUGGAUUAAUGACACUGAUUGCUUUUUAGGCUUGCACGAUCGUAAAUUGUGCGUUCUUGGACUGUGUACAUUAAUCAGCAUGGGUCCUGCUAGACCAGCCGCUGUUAAUGAAUGUGCAACACAAAUUAUUCCAUCUUUAAUCCUGCUGUUCGAAGGUUUGAAGAGAGCAUAUGCUGCUAAAGUUACGGAUGAAGAAGAUGAUGACAAUGAUGAAGAAGAAAGUGACAUUGAUGAAGAGGUUUUAUCAUCGGAUGAAGAUGAUAUAGAUGAAACUAAUGAAGAAUACCUCAACAAAUUGCAAGACAAAGUAACACGAGCGUCUGGACAACAUGGCUUUAAUGUUAAUGCGACUACACAGGAUGGUCACGGUGAUCAGAGAUCGGAUGAUGAUGAAGAUAUUGAACGAACCGACGUGGCCUGGUACAGGGCUUUGACGAGUCUUCUAAGUCCUGAGCAAGAGAAAGCUUUACAAGAAAUUAUUGUUUUGGCAGAUCAACGCAAAGCAGCUUUAGAAAGUAAAAGGAUCGAGCAGAGCGGAGGAUAUGUUUUUCACUCACAGACUGUGCCCACCUCAUUCAACUUUGGUGGAACACCUUUAAGUCGAUAAGGACUUGUAAUCAUUUCGAUUUUAGAUUAACUAAGUAAGUAAACAAAUUAUACAGAAUUUGGAUCGGACAUUUGUAGCACAUGAUCAUUAGUACAUGACCAUUUUGAAAAUAUUACGCAUUUCCUAUUUACUAUUUUUGUGUAAACUAAUUGUACAUUACUAAGGCAAUCUAACAAAGUCUUACUUUAAUACGAUGACACUAAAAUUUUAUCUCCAUGAGAUCAGACUUGUGCAUAUUGUUUCAUUAGUCGAGACAGCAGAUUUGUUUCUUAGUUAAAAAUCUAUAUUCUCUUUUACAUAUUUUCCACAUAUAACAAUUCAAUUUUUGAUUCAAGUAAAAUGUCGUCUAACAAGCUAUAAUAUAUUUUCUUGACAAUAUUUUAUAUGAAAUAUGGAACUUUCAAAAUGCUUUUGAUUAAGAAAAUUCCCAGCAUAGCUUGUUAGAUACUCUUAUAUAUUAUAUUGUAUUUAAUAAUAGUCUUGAUUAUCAACCUUAGCCUGAAAUUAUUUCAGCAAAAUCACUUAGUUUAAUUAUUAAACUAAAUAAAUGUUAAUAUGAAAAUUAUGUUAAAAAUUGUUGGUAUAAAUAUAUCAAAAUCUUUUGAGUAUGUGUAUAAAUUAUGUUAUUUGAUAUUGUUAACAAUUAGUUUCAUAAAACAUCAUGUACGCUCUGCAAAUCUAUUUACGAAUCGCUACUCUGCUGCAAAAAGAAAAGUGUAACUUGUCAAGGAUACUAGACGUAACUUGCAAAAUUGUGUUGCCUAUCAGCAAAUAUUUAGAUAAGAGUAAUUUAGAUUUUUAAAUAAACACUGUUUUUUCAAGUUUUCUUUGUUUAAAUGUAUAUAUGGCCAAACAUUUUUCUGCAGUUACCGAUCACUUUACGUAAAUCCCAGCACAGCUUACUUUAUUUUGGAAAAGAUAAAUUCUGCCCCAUAUUUCAUGCUGUCCAAACUAUACUCUGAAAGAUGGAGCUACACGGAUGAUUUAACAAAGCACUUUAAAUAGCUUUUGCAAUAAUAAUAAAGUCUUUAUAAUAUUAAAUAUCGCGGACUAGUAUCCGUAUUAUCUAUCCUAUGUUAAAAAGGCGUUAAUAAAAAGUAUGACAAAUUUAAGCUCUUUCUUUCACGAAAUAUUGUAAUUAUACAAGACGAACUCGGAGCAGAAAUAAACUAUAAAUAUCAGAGCCCAAAAUGAUAAAGGCGUACAAAGAAGAGGUGUUCUGUGCUGUGGUUAGUGAAAUGAUUACUGCACAAGAGAAUGCUUUUUAUAUCAGAAUGCAAAAGGACACAUGUGUCAAUUAUGUGUCGCUUCAGAGUAUAAAUUGUGAUUUGUAUUCAUGUCCAAAAUUUUGUACUAAAAUACUGUCGAAUAGCGAAACUAGGUUGUCAUUUUGUUGAUAAUGUGUUGUUUUAUAAUUAUAUACUCGACUUUUAUUCCAUGUAUCGAGUACAAGAAUAUUUUUUACAUAAAACUGCAAGAAAUUUGCUGGGCAAUAAUUUUAAUCACGUUUAAUCCAAAUUCAGUUUUCCUAAUCUAACGAUUCUAUAUACAGGGUGCAUGCAAAGGUACAGUGGAUAAUAUAGAAGAGAAAUGAUGUAUGAUAGACUUUGUUGACUAUUAAUUUGUUAAAAACAUAAUACGAAAUUACUAGGAACUCAAAACUAAUUCCAAUUUAAUAACGAUUCUAUAUAAUAUAUAUGAUAAUUUCAUAUAGAAUAUUCCAAAAUUGUUAUUAGAAUUGACAAAAAAAUAUAAGUUUCAAUUUAUUUUUUAAUAUCUAGAGCAAAUUAAGAAAUCCCUACACAUCUCUUAUUUAUUCAUAACAAACAUUAGUUUUAAUAUCUAAAUAAAUGAUAUCAAUAAUGUAAGAGAAAGAUAGAAAUAUGUGUAUUCUUGCUCAAUAUUUUUAAAAUAUUUGCAUAUAAUGCGCAUGUGUCUCAAAUUUUAGAAAGCCAAAAGUAUUUAUUUAACAAGAUGACUUUAAAUUAUUUCAAAUAGAAGAAUCUUUGCUGGAUCAAUACGUUGCACAAUACUUCGGUGACAAAAUUGUAUAUAAAUCUCUGUAUGGUAUUUUAAGAAAUUAUUUUUUCUAAUAUAAUUCAUAUUUAAAUAAAUAUUAAUUUAAUCGCGUACUUUUUAAAUUCGCCAAUUUUUUUAUUUUGCAGUGCCCUGCUUUUAGAUUGGCUCGUUUAGAAUUAUUACUAUUGAUUUCUUGCAGUGUUUAUCAGAAAUAUUGCAAAUUAUAUAUAAAAGUGAUUUUCAGAAUUAUUGUUUAAAAUCUGUUAUAAACAGAUGAUGCAAUCAAAUAAAGAUGUUAUCGCUCUUUACGCUGUGAUCCGAACUUGACUCAUUAUUUGAUACGGUUAAAAUCUUGGUGCAUAUGUAAUGAAAAAAGAAGUUGAUUGAUUGUAUCAGCUUUCAAACACGAAUAUUAAAAAAAAAGUGCCUUGAGACGUUAAUGCGCAGACGGGACCUAAAUUAAAGAAUACAGCAAAAUAAGCUGUAGGUCGGAGUGAGGCCAGGACACUUCUCUAGUUCAUAAGUUCUAUAAGUACUGUAUUAAAGAAUAAUAAAUUAAUAAUUGAUAGAG
Messenger RNA from Pogonomyrmex barbatus (red harvester ant), 5868 nucleotides. It is a transcript of the gene msk, whose product is annotated as importin-7 msk. Gene Ontology annotation, biological process: protein import into nucleus. Gene Ontology annotation, molecular function: small GTPase binding. The record is from RefSeq and is a predicted model, not a curated record. Gene Ontology annotation, cellular component: cytosol; nuclear envelope. NCBI's taxonomy places the organism in Eukaryota, Metazoa, Arthropoda, Insecta, Hymenoptera, Formicidae.